Cyprinodon variegatus (sheepshead minnow) is the source of this 2992-nucleotide messenger RNA. RefSeq names its product 2',3'-cyclic nucleotide 3' phosphodiesterase (gene cnp). Gene Ontology annotation, biological process: cyclic nucleotide catabolic process. The record is from RefSeq and is a predicted model, not a curated record. Gene Ontology annotation, molecular function: 2',3'-cyclic-nucleotide 3'-phosphodiesterase activity. Lineage: Eukaryota; Metazoa; Chordata; Actinopteri; Cyprinodontiformes; Cyprinodontidae. The transcript has 5 exons. Bases 171 to 2246 code for a protein of 691 amino acids. Gene Ontology annotation, cellular component: cytoplasm; membrane.
CUCCUUCUCUUUUUUUUCGCCUCCUCCCUUGAACAGAGGAGCGUGCUGGUGUCCCGGUGUGUCGCUGUUGUGAGUCAUUGUGCUCAGAGGGGAACGCGUGGUCAGCAGCACCGUUGGCUUCACUGCAGCCUUUCUGGUAUCCGUUGGUGUGCAAAAUUGAACUUUAAAUCAUGGAUACAGACCAGAGCGAGGUGCCAGAAACUCAAAACCAAGAGGAGAGUAUGACUGAACAAAGGGAAAAAGUAGAGGCAAUGGUAGCGCCCACUGAGCCUGAGAACCCGCCAGCUGCUGUGGAAGAAACUGACCAGCUGGCGGUAAACGGUCAUGCUGCAGAAGUGGAGAGCACACAAGUCGCAGAAGAGCCAGCUGUGGCAGGAAACAUGACACAGGAAAAUAAAGAUGUGGUUGAAGGGGAUGUGAAAAAAACAGAAGAGGAGCCAGUGCCCCAUACAGCCGAAUCUGCAGAGUCAUCUGAAAAGGUCCCAGCUGUAGGUUUAGAGCCAAAACCAGCAAGCACAGAGCAGCCGGCGCCAGAGAAUAUCCCAGAGAAGCCGGCGGAAUCUGUGCCGGAGCCGGAGAAGCCGGCGGAAUCUGUGCCGGAGCCCGUGAAGCCGGCGGAAUCUGUGCCGGAGCCCGUGAAGCCGGCGGAAUCUGUGCCGGAGCCCGUGAAGCCGGCGGAAUCUGUGCCGGAGCCCGUGAAGCCGGCGGAAUCUGUGCCGGAGCCCGUGAAGCCGGCGGAAUCUGUGCCCGAACCAGUCGUUGAGAAGCAAGUUGAAACGCAGGCCCUUAGGCAAGAGACGGAACCAGAACAAACAAAGACUGAGAAUGAAAUGCCGUCUACUGUGGAGGUGAAGAGCGAAAAGGAAGCAGUCACAGAAACUGUGGUUGUGACCAAGGCUUCACCUGAGAAAUCAUCUGAAGCAGUUACAGCGGAAAAGGAACCAUCAGGUGGAGGUGCUGAAGAUAAUCCAAAAGAAGCAAACCUGGAUAAAUCAGAAUCUGUUAAUCCUGAGGAAUCGCCAAAAGAAGGUGAAGAAGCUGAGCCCCAAAAAGAGGAGGAUCAGACCCCUGCACCCAAUUCCCUUUCUUUCCCCCUACUGGAACACGACCAAACCAAAGAUGCCGUACGAAUUUCUCGCACACUUAUUGUCCUCAGGGGCCUUCCUGGAAGCGGUAAAAGCUUCUUGGCACGAGCUAUUGCAGAAAUGUACAAAGACCAGUGUUCUGCUCUCUGUGCUGAUGACUACAGCAUAAAGCCUGAAAAGCCUUCAGCUGAAGGAUACAAAGCUCUGGAUGAUGCCAUAGUAGCUCGCUGCUCUGAGGGGGCGACCUCCCCUCUGCUGAUAGUGGUUGAUGACACCAAUCACACCCACGACCGGCUCGCCCGCAUGGCUGAGAUUGCUGAGGAGCACACUCUUACUGCCCUGUACUUGGAGCCGCAAACCGAAUGGAGCAGAGACCCAAGUCAGCUGAAGAAGAAAAGCAAACGUGGGCUGGAGGAGGCCCACCUGGAAGGAAUGAAGGGUCCCCUGGAGGAAACCACAAUUCCUCUUUUCUUUGGCUGGUUUCUUCUCUCUCCAGUACAGGUCAAGGUUGGUUGCAGUUCUAUGGACUUCCUAAAAACACUGGACACCUUGGAAGCCUUCAAAAAAAACACAGCUGACUUUACAGGACAAGCUGAGAAGGAGGUGGACCUGGAGCAGUACUUUGAAGCAAAAGGAUCUUUCCACUGCACCACAAAGUUCUGCAACUAUGGCAAAGCCGAUGGUGCGACUGAGUAUGCAGGAAAUCCAGUGGUUAAGAAGUCCUACGGUUCUGUCUCUGAGCUGUCGCUGACCGCCCUCUUCGUCACACCUCGCACCUUUGGGGCCAGAGUGUGUCUCACUGAAGAGCAGCUCCAGCUUUGGCCAGCGGAUACGGAGAAGGAGUCGGAGGCGAGCAUCCCCGGAUCUGCGUCCCUGCCUGCCGGAAGCCGCGCCCACAUCACACUGGGCUGCGCAGAGGGUGUCGAGCCAGUUCAAACGGGCCUCGAUCUUCUCCAGAUCCUAACCCUACCAGAGGGGGAGGUAGUGGAGGAGAUGGAGCUCGGCUCGCUGCGGUAUUAUGGCGAAGGGAGGUGGAUGCUCAGCCUCAGGGAGCCCAUCUGUGCUGCAGCUUGCUUUUCCAGCUACUAUGGACGCAAGGAAGUGGAGCCACCUAAGAAAGAACCAGAGAAGAAGAAGAAGCAAAAGUGUGCCAUCCUGUAGAUGCAAACCGGUGUUUGUCAGGGGGUGUGGUCGGUGAAUUAAACUCUAGGCUUACUUGGUGAUAGGUUGGUGUGUUUGUGCAACAUUUAGGGGUUUCUGUUAUAACCGCCCUGAAUCCACAAACUGUGCCUUUUUUUUAAAUGUUGUUUUGCACCACAACCUAAGAUGCCUUAGUCAGCGAGGCUUGUUAUUGGUUCGGUAUUUAUCACACGUUCCUGUUAGGUGAAGUUUUCCUUAGCAUAGCCUCCUCCCACAGCUCUGGUCUCUUCUGUAGGACAAUGACAGAUGCACUAGGUGCUCUGAUUGCAUGCAUCACUGGUUGUAUCACUAAAUUACUCCCAUUACUAAUGUGAUAAAUUUAGCUCCGUUUCUCAAACAAUGUCUCUUUUACCGUCGUCUCAUAAGUCUACGUCUAGUGAAGCCUAGGAAGAAGUGAUUACCUUCUGGACCAAAGUUCUGUAUUUAGUGUUUGAUUCAGUUUCAAAUGCCUGUAAAAUCUAAUCCCUGUGCUUGGCAUCAAAGGGAGAUUGCUGAUCAAUUUGCCAUCUGUUUCAGCAGCUUGCACUUAUGAAAUGCUGUGAAUCUUAAGGCAACAUUUUGCAACCCUUUCUACUGCGCAAUCUUUUAAAGAGUGCUUCCAUGUACUGCUUUUUGAUUUGUAUGCUGUAGCUGUAAUUUUCCUGAAGGGUAUUUUUGCACUUGUUUUGUACGCAAUAAAAACUACAUGCUUUGCUUAAAUAGUUUGA